Gekko japonicus is the source of this 3754-nucleotide messenger RNA. RefSeq names its product ER membrane protein complex subunit 1 (gene EMC1). NCBI's taxonomy places the organism in Eukaryota, Metazoa, Chordata, Lepidosauria, Squamata, Gekkonidae. The transcript has 22 exons. Gene Ontology annotation, cellular component: EMC complex. The coding region runs from base 4 to 2928 and encodes 974 amino acids. Gene Ontology annotation, biological process: protein folding in endoplasmic reticulum. The record is from RefSeq and is a predicted model, not a curated record. Gene Ontology annotation, molecular function: protein binding.
GUCAUGGCGGCGUCCAGGCUGUGGGGGGUCUUGGCCUGCCUCUCGCUGCUGCUCCUCCUCCUCCUCCCGGCCGACGCCGUCUACGAGGACCAAGUGGGCAAGUUUGACUGGAGACAGCAGUAUGUGGGAAAGCUGAAAUUUGCUUCCUUGGAGGCCUCCCAGGGCUCCAAGAAGCUUAUUGUAGCCACAGAAAAGAAUGUGAUGGCUGCUUUCAAUUCCAGGACAGGAGAAAUCCUGUGGCGCCAUGUGGACAAAGGGACAACAGAAGGGGUGGUAGACACCAUGCUGAUCCAUGGACAAGAUGCCAUCACUGUUUCCAAUGGGGGUCGCAUCCUUCGAUCCUGGGAGACCAACAUUGGAGGCUUGAAUUGGGAGACAUCCAUGGACACGGGCAGUUUCCAGAUGGCAAGUUUGGUGGGACUGCAGGACUCUGUAAAGUACGUGGCGGUCUUGAAGAAAGGUGCGCUGUCCCUUCACUACCUCUCCAACGGCCACCAGAAAUGGGUGGAGCAGUUACCCGACAGCGAGACUGUCCAGUAUCAGCUGGUGUAUUCUUAUGGAACCGAUGUGGUGUAUGUCCUUGGGGUCUCUCCUCAGAGCCAUGUGAACAUCCUCGCCUUCAGUGUUGAAGAUGGUGAAAUUGCAAAACAGAGUAGGGUGGAAGCCCCCUGGAUAAGAAGCCUCAGCCAGUCUUGCGCAGUCAUGGGAGAGGCUGUGCUGGUGUGCGUGGACUUGGCCACGGCCUCCCUUUACACCUUCUCCCUGGACUCCAACGAAGAGAUGAAGCAGGUUCUGCUGGAGUCCCUUGGACUCCAAUUCACGGAGACUUUCCAGGCCCGUCUCUGGUCCACUCAGCCGAAUCCUGCCAGCGCUUCCCGAGCUCAGUUCUUCGUGCAGCUCUCCCCGACCCAUUUUGCGCUGCUGCAGCAUCGGAAUGGCGUGCUGAGCCUCCUCCGGGAUUUCCCGCAGGCGGGCCUCGUGACCUUUGCAACGACGAAUGAGAAGACGGUGGCUGCAGUCCUGACUUGCAAGGCGGAAGCGGAAUUCCUGUCUUGCCACAACCGGUCGUAUGUAACUAACUUGUACUUGGCAGAAACUGGGCAAAAGCUGCUGGAUACAACCAUCUCCUUCACCUUGGAGAAAAGCAGCCCCCGGCCUGAGCAGCUCUACAUUCAGGUCUUUCUGAAGAAGGACGAUUCUGUCGGUUACCGGACUCUGGUGCAAACGGCUGAUCACAUGCUCUUAUUCCUCCAGCAACCAGGGAAAGUUCUGUGGAGCAGAGAAGAAUCUCUGGCGGAAGUGGUCAGUCUGCAGAUGGUGGACCUCCCCCUGACGGGCGCGCAGGCCGAACUGGAGGGCGAAUUUGGAAAGAAAGCAGACGGCUUGCUGGGCAUGGUCCUGAAGCGCUUGUCCUCCCAGCUCAUCUUGCUGCAGGCCUGGACCGCUCACCUCUGGAAGAUGUUCUACGAUGCCCGCAGGCCCCGGAGCCUGAUCAAGAACGAGAUCAACAUCGACAACCUGGCCAGGGACGAGUUCAACCUGCAGAAGAUGAUUGUGGUGGUGACGGCCUCCGGGAAGCUCUUUGGCAUUGAAAGCAGCUCCGGCACGAUCCUGUGGAAGCAGUACCUCCAGGAUGUGAAGCCGGGCUCCUCCUUCAAGCUGAUGGUCCAGAGGACAACGGCUCACUUCCCCCACCCCCCGCAGUGCACCCUCCUGGUCAAGGGCAAGGAGACCGGCCAGAGCAGCCUGUACGUCUUCAACCCCAUCUUUGGGAGGUGGAGUCAGGUGGCCCCUCCGGUGCUGAAGCGCCCGAUCCUCCAGUCGCUGCUUCUGCCCAUCAUGGACCAAGAUUACGCCAAAGUGCUGCUGCUGAUCGAUGACGAAUACAAGGUGACUGUUUUCCCGGCGACGAAGAACGUCCUCCGGCAGUUGGAGGAGAUGGCCCCCUCCGUCUCAUUCUACUUGGCAGAUGUGGAGCAGGGCAAGUUGACCGGGAGGCAGCUGCGCAAGGACUUGACGACAGAGCAGAGCUGGGAGAUCAGCAUCCCUCCGGACGUACAGCGGAUCGUGACCGUGAAGGGGAAGAGAGCCAAUGAGCAUGUCCAUUCCCAGGGCCGUGUGAUGGGGGACCGCAGCGUGCUUUACAAGUCUCUGAACCCAAACCUGCUGGCGGUGGUGACGGAGAGCGCGGACGGCCACCACGAGCGCACGUUCAUCGGGAUCUACUUGAUUGACAGCGUCACGGGCCGGAUCAUCCACUCCUCGGUGCAACGGAAGGCCAAGGGACCCGUCCACAUUGUGCAUUCGGAAAACUGGGUGGUGUAUCAGUAUUGGAACACCAAGGCCCGCCGGAACGAGUUGACGGUACUGGAGCUGUAUGAGGGGACAGAGCAGUACAAUGCCACAGCCUUCAGCUCCCUGGACCGCCCGUUCUUGCCGCAGGUCCUCCAGCAGUCGUACAUCUUCCCCUCGGCUAUCAGCGCCAUGGAGGUCACCAUCACGGAGCGGGGCAUCACCAGCCGCCACCUGCUCAUUGGGCUUCCUUCUGGAGCAAUUCUUUCCCUCCCCAAGGCUCUCUUGGAUCCACGGCGGCCAGAGAUCCCCACAGAGCAAACCAGGGAAGAAAACCUGAUCCCCUACUCCCCAGACGUUCAGAUCCACGCUGAGAGAUUCAUCAACUACAACCAAACCAUAUCCCGAAUGAGGGGGAUCUAUACAGCCCCCUCGGGCCUGGAGUCGACAUGCCUGGUGGUGGCGUACGGAUUGGACCUCUACCAGACCCGCGUCUACCCGUCCAAGCAGUUCGACGUCUUGAAGGACGACUACGACUAUGUCCUGAUCAGCAGCGUGCUGUUCGGCCUGGUCUUUGCCACCAUGAUCACGAAGAGGCUGGCGCAAGUGAAGCUGCUGAAUCGCGCCUGGCGAUAACCGGAGGGAGGGAGGGAGGGAGGGAGGGACCUGCCCGGCUGGAACAGCGGAGCCCGGCUGCGGGGAGUCGGGCUGGGUCGUCGGUUGCUUUGCAGAGGGUGCGAUGGGAAGCAAGACCGCCCCCCCCGGGGCUGUUGUCUCUCUUGUUUUUUGGCUGGGUGUCUUGUCAGAAAAGCACAACGUUACUGAAGGUGGCAAAAUGAGGUGGGGGGGAGGGCAGGACAGAAGACUCCCCCUCUUGGGGGAGGAAUGACAGGAAAGAGAAUUUUCUAUAAGCCCACAAGAAAAUGUGAAACUGCUUUCCCCUUUGGGCUGCAAUUGGCCACGGGGACCCUGUUUUAAGAAUCUUUUAGUAUGUUACUGAUUCGUCUCCUUGAACCACCUUGAAAGAAGGAAAAGAGUUCUCAGCCCGUCUGUCUGCUAAAAUUUUGGUUGGGGGAGGAGAAGGCCCGCCUGUGGUUUAGGAAUACUUUGUAAAUACAUGGAACAGGGGGUGGGUGGGGGGUUGUUUAGCGGAAAUCUGGGAAAUGAACACUAGUGAAAAUGGAUGUGAAGGCAGUACAGGGCCGUGUGAUGACUUUGGGAAAGGGGCACGAAGCAACCUGAAACCCCCCCCCCCUGUCCUUUGACUGCACUGAACUCUUUCCCCCUUUUAACUGUAGGAGUGAACCUGGUUCCUCAGACUUUCUUGGUGAUCUUUUCGCUUACCAUUAAAUUAUGCUGAACUAGAUGUAUUGAAUGUUACCACUCGAAACUAGCCCCCCCCCCAUGUUGGCUCGUGGGUCUACUUGAAACUCGUUUGGAAUAACAAAUGCUUUGGACCGUU